GUCACAUAACGUUACACGCGCUAAAAACUUGUUGCUCGUCAGUGUUUUCCACGCGUAUGUUUGUUUCAGCGCGUGCAUUUGUGUAAGUGUAUCAGUGUGUGUUUGUUUGUGUGUGUGUGUGAGAGAGAGUUUUUAUUUAAGAUCUGUGCAAAGUGAAGCGCGUGUGCAGGAUCUCAGUGAAAGUUUUGGAGACGCGUUGAGGAGCCCGCGUGUGCGUGCGUGCGUGCGUUUGUGUGUGUAUGACAGUGUGUGAGAGAACCUGAUGGAGACACAAUGGAGAAAUGUUGUAGGUGCUCCGCGUGGCUCUUGUGCAGGAUGAAGCUCGCGUGUGUGAUGUUGUGAUGAGUUUAGUCUUCAGUAGAGAUGAUGAUGAUGAUGAUGAUGAUACACUGGAGCGCACUUCUUCAAACCUUCUUCAUUGUGAUGUUACGAGCUAAAGAGUUCAGAGACUCAACCAACUGUGAUCUCAAUAGAAAACAAAGCGAGCUCAACUCUUUCCUGUGGACUAUAAAACGAGACCCCCCUUCUUAUUUUUAUGGCACUAUUCAUGUCCCGUACACCCGCGUGUGGGACCACAUCCCAGAAAACUCCAAAAAGGCGUUUCAGGAGAGCAACAUUGUGUACUUUGAGCUGGACCUGACGGACCCGUACACCAUAUCGGCACUGACCAGCUGCCAGCUGCUGCCGCAUGGGGAAAAUCUGCAAGACCUGCUGCCCAGAGAUAUUUACCGUCGUCUUAAGAGACACCUGGACUACGUCAAGUUGAUGAUGCAGUCCUGGAUCACGCCCGAUCAGAGAGGCAAAGGCCUGUACGCAGACUAUCUGUUCAACGCUAUAGCGGGAAACUGGGAGCGCAAGAGGCCGGUGUGGGUGAUGCUGAUGGUGAACUCUCUGACCGAGGCCGACAUUAAGACUCGUGGAGUUCCCGUGUUGGACCUUUAUCUCGCUCAGGAAGCAGAAAGGAUGAAAAAGAAAACCGGAGCUGUGGAGAAGGUUGAGGAACAGUGUCAUCCGCUGAACGGCCUGAACUUCUCUCAGGUGAUAUUUGCACUGAAUCAGACACUACUACAACAGGAAAGUCUUCGAGCUGGAAGUUUACAGUUACCGUACACGACCGAAGAUCUGAUCAAGCACUACAACUGUGGAGAUCUGAACUCCAUCGUGUUUAACCGCGACACGUCACAGGUUCCAAACUUCAACAAUGUUACUCUGCGAGCCAGUGAGCAGGUGACGGCUCAGGAGAUCGACAGUUACUUCAGACACGAGCUCAUCUAUAAACGUAAUGAGAGGAUGGGGAGACGCGUGAAAGCCCUGCUAGAGGAACAUCCAGACAAGAGCUUCUUCUUUGCAUUCGGAGCAGGUCAUUUUCUGGGGAACAACACAGUGAUCGAUGUUCUUCGCAGUCAAGGUUAUGAGGUUGAGCACACACCUGCUGGACUGCCACUGCACAGAAGGUCGAGCUGGCGAUCAGAAGAUCUCACAGAAGAAGAGUUAAACCUGGAGCCGUUCUUACACGAGACACAAGAUGAGCGUCUAGCGGACGAGCAAGACUCCGUCCCGCACCUCCUGAUUCCAGACAGUCUGGAGUUACUGGAGAAAGUGGAACGAAAGCUGAAGAAGAAACGACGUAACAAACAGAAGAAAGUCCCCAACCAUCGGCAGUUCAAUGAUCUCUGGGUGCGCAUGGAGGACAGCAUGACUGCCGAGACUCCACCCCCUCUUCUCCGCAUCAUCAACGGUUACAUCACAGUCAAGACACACCCACAAGUUCACAGCAGACACAAUCACAACAGGACAUUCUCAUGCUCCGCCUCCUCACGGACAAGCACUGCUUUAGUUUUAUCUGUUCAGAUGAUCAGACUUCUUAUUUUUAUACUUCACCUCUGAUGAACUCUGACCUUUGGUCACAUGAUCAACGGCAUCUUUUCCUUGUUUUCAUGUAAAUAUCAGAUGUAUCAUAGAUGCUAUUUAGAGGUUUUCUCUUUACUUAUAAGAGCCAUUAUAUUUUUGUGACAAAAGCAGGUACUAACCAGUGUUCAAUACUUUGGGUUUCGUGUAUAAAGAAAUGGGGUUUGCCUUUUUUGGUAAAAAUUCUUUUCUCAAACUUUAUGAUUUUUUAAAUGUGUAAAGAGUUUUUUUGUGAAUGAUAUAGAGAUUAUUCAUUUAAUUUAUUGAAUAGAUCAGUGUGUUUUGGCAGAGCAUUAUGG
Messenger RNA from Paramisgurnus dabryanus, 2207 nucleotides. RefSeq names its product TraB domain containing 2A (gene trabd2a). Lineage: Eukaryota; Metazoa; Chordata; Actinopteri; Cypriniformes; Cobitidae. Gene Ontology annotation, biological process: negative regulation of Wnt signaling pathway. The record is from RefSeq and is a predicted model, not a curated record. Gene Ontology annotation, cellular component: membrane. Gene Ontology annotation, molecular function: metalloendopeptidase activity.